AGGAGGACUGUGGCGCAUGAGUCUGGCAACAGCCCACACAACAAAAAAGAAAGCAAGCUAACGCGUACUGCCUGUGUUCCUUUUGUAACGCAUAUUAGUUACGCCUAAAUAUGUACAUGUUCGUAUUAGUUGGGCACGCAAGAAGACUUUGAACGAUUGCGACCAUAAAUGGAUCGUUAGAGGCAAAGACAACGUCAGCGCGUUCACAGAUAACUGAUGCUGUGCGUCAAGUCCAAGAGGUUGUGGAGGCCUUCCCAGGGUCCGUCUGGGCCCUGGAGGAAGAUGCACCGGGGCGGGGAUAAGGACUACCAGAUCUCGGCGCGGAAAAUGGGGACAUCCUUGCUCUUUCAGCUGUCGGCGCACGAUCGAGAGGUGGACUUGGUGUGCCUCGAUCACAGCUACGCCAAACCGUGGAAUGCUCACCCAGACGCUAGCAGCGCACGGCCCACAAGGACGCUGUUUGUCACCCCUCGGCGCCAGCCAGAAGUCUCACCAGAUUCAGAAGCCGUAAUCGAUGUUGAGACGGUCACACCCACACCGGUCCCUCUGUAUGAUAACCACAAAGCUCAGAGCGUGAUGAAGGAGUGCGAGCGACACGUCUUGUUUGCUCGCACCGUUGCGGAAAGUCCCCCUCCUCCAGAUGACUGGGAGGAACAUAUAAACAAGACUAUGUGGUCCAUCACUCAGACCAAAUUGUUUAAUAAAGUCUUAAAAGCGCUUCAGGCUGAAAGAUUAGCCCGCUUGGCCAAUGAAAAUGCAUCCAAUGAGCCAAUCCUACGCAGGAUAGCUGUGGACAAAUGUGCCAGAAAGGUGCGGCACGCCUUGGCCAGUGUCAACUGGGAGACCAAGCUGACGCAGUGGUUGCACACCACUCUGAUUGAAUCGCUGAGUCUCACCUUGCUGGCUGCCUACUUGGAUGUUUUGCAGACUCUCAAAAGCAAGCUGCCGUCGCUGAUUGACAGAAUGUUGCUUCCGGCGGCCAAGACGGGUUCUCCCAGCGCCGAGGCCCUAUCGCUGCUGCUGAAGCGUCCGUGGGACCCGGCCGUUGGGGUUCUGUCGCAGAAUAAACCGAGCAAACUCCCCGGAUCGCCCCUCAUCCUACUGGCGCCGUCGAGCCCAAGCAAUCCAGCCGUGCCGACAUCACGACGAAUGAGAUUCUGGCAGUCGCAGCUCUCCUGUUUUGGCAAGGUCAUCCCCAUACACACGCAUGUCAGCAGUGGCGCCAAUAUCGGCAUCGCUCAGUGUCUGGAGCACAUGAUGGGAACUGUUCGAGCAAAGGUCAUUGAGGUUCGCAGGCACUUCCCUCACAAACCCAUCAUCUUGGUUGGUUGGAAUGCUGGCGCUCUCAUAGCUUGUCAUGUUUCGCUCAUGGAGUACCUGACAGCUGUCAUUUGUCUGGGCUUCCCCCUGCUUACAGUCAACGGUCCUAGAGGGGAUGUGGAUGACCCACUGCUGGAGAUGAAGACCCCCGUCUUGUUCGUGGUGGGUCAGAACGCUCUGCAGUCCACCGUCGAAGGGAUGGAGGAAUUUCGAGAGAAACUGAGGACUGAUAACAGCAUGGUGGUGGUGGGAGGGGCCGAUGAUAACGUCAGGAUCAGUUCUACAAAAAUGAAAUCAGAGGGAUUGACGCAGACGAUGGUCGACCGCUGCAUUCAGGAUGAGAUUGCCGACUUCCUGUCCGGUGUCCUCACACGGGCAGAGAGCCACGGCCACGGCUCGGGCGAAACGAGGGACCUCGACACCGAGAAGAAAAAGAGGACUCGGCGAGAGUUCGCUUUUGACAUGGAGAGAGGACGGCCUUCCUCCCCCGCGCUUAGACUCCCUAUCUCUCCGUCAGGUUCAGAGGAUCUGUCCAGCGUCUGCAGCAGUCCCACGUCAAGCCCCAAACCCAAGACCAGUCUGUCCCCAGCGCAGAAGUCCAGUCUGAUCACAGCCACGCAGCUCCUCAAGACUCACAUGCAACGCUCCGGCACAGUGCUGUCACACAAGCAGGCUCAAGCUCAGUUUGCUGCUUUUAUGAAACAAAACAUGCUUGUGAGGAAAAACCUUCCUUCUGGUACUCCUCCUUGUAUUUUUGUGACAAGUGAUCAGAUGGAGGCGUUGGACCGAGAUGAACUGAGAGCUCGCGGCAAGAGGCGGCUAACCCCGAGCCCCACCCCGAACAAAGCCUCCAAGCGGGCCAAGAUCAAGGUCACGCUUGUUUCCCAAAGCGAGUCGGCCGGGUCCACCCUCAGCGCAGCCGUACAGGAAGUGAGCAGUUCUGCGAAGCCUCUAGCGGUGACAAUGGGUCAGACUGUGGCCGGAGCAGUGGAGCUCUCUGGACUUCUCACCGGCCAGCGGUCCGCUAGUCUCUCAGAGGUGUCUGGUGCCCUGUCCCCAGGCUCCAGCCCCUUCAACAGCGUGCAGCCUUGCAUGGUGUCAGGGUCGUCCGUACCAAUCCAGGUGCAGGCUCCGGCAACUGCCCAAGCAUCUUCCGCCAGCAGUUUGCUGCAAGGCCUAAGUUUCAGUCUUCAGGAGAUCGUCACCAAAGCACCUAGCUUGCCGUCUGCCGAAGCCUGCGCUGGAAGCACACGGGCAUUCUGCGGCAAGCCGCAGGGUCAGGUCCUGAGCGCCGCCGUCACCAAUAGCGGCACUCUGCUCCGUGCGGUGCCCGUGGCCAAAAGCAACGCCAUCCACCAACUGCUCACGAAUGGCGGACUGGCCAAGCUUGCCAGCGGUUUACCAGGCUUGGCCCACAUCACCAACCAGACAGCCGGGCAGAAAGCCCCCACAUCCAUAACGGUGAUGCUUCGAGGAGCGCAGCCUGCAAGCCGAGCGGCUGAGCUGACGCCUGCUCACAACAGUAGCGACUCUCAGUGAUCAAGUGGCCCCCAGAGCCAAAUGGGAGCAAGAUACUUGAGGGGCCCCUACCAGCGUUGCUCCAUCGACAAAUAACUUCACUUGAGCUUCUCGGAACAUCAUAACUAUACAAGUGGACAUGAAUGGCAAAUUAAUUUUCAUGUGAAAGCAGGAGCAUAUUUGCAUCUCGUGAUAAGACAGA
Messenger RNA from Syngnathus acus (greater pipefish), 3040 nucleotides. RefSeq names its product KAT8 regulatory NSL complex subunit 3 (gene kansl3). Lineage: Eukaryota; Metazoa; Chordata; Actinopteri; Syngnathiformes; Syngnathidae. The coding region runs from base 217 to 2859 and encodes 880 amino acids. The record is from RefSeq and is a predicted model, not a curated record. Gene Ontology annotation, cellular component: NSL complex. The transcript is spliced from 23 exons. Gene Ontology annotation, biological process: positive regulation of transcription by RNA polymerase II.